AUGACUUACUCACCCACACCAAAGCUUAUCUCAUUCGGGAAAAUACUCUUUCCAUUCUUACUCAACCUCUUGAGAACCUUCAACCCAAUCGCAAUAUUAGACAUUCUCAUCAAAAUUUCGGAACUGAUCUCAUCGCAAUCGACGAUGACGUCCACGGACACAAAGAAAAAAUGCACCAGAGAGACAUCGUCCAGAAAAUCAUCCUUCGAGAUCACUCCAAACCAAUCUAGGCGCUCGAAGAAAAUAGUCUCGUUUCACAAUCCUUUAUCCAUUUCUUCAACUCCAGACCCAUCACUCUCCUCUUCGUCUCACAAGAAUGGAUCGAUACGUCACGUCCAUUCAUCGUCCGAUGCCCGUAACAUUACCCGGAAUUAUGAGGACGAUGGAGCCUAUUCACCUAUUCUACCAUCGAUAUUUUCGCCAUCCUCAUCCUCAUCGUCUCCCACCAAAAUUGGUUCACCGGAUACCAAUACUACCAACAUUUCUUUUUCAAACCUAACAAUCGCUACAUCGUCUCCAUCGACCCCUCACGAAAUUUUCACCGAGGUGUGUGAAAUCGUGAUAUUGGCUUCAAGUGCGAUUAUCGCUUUGUUGGCAUUAAAUCCUUUGCUUUUCGCCUCAAUGAUCGUUGCCACCAUUAUCACCAUGCCUAUUUGGAUCGUGGUGGCUCCGGUGGUGUGCAUUCUUAUCGGAUUGGUGUACUUUCAUAUUGUACCGGUGGCUUAUGUUUUUCUAUGGACCGGGUUGAAAGUUACAACAGGGAUUAGGAGGUUAAAAUUGAAUAAAGGCUAUUAG
This is a messenger RNA of Acaulospora morrowiae, 795 nucleotides long. The record is from the annotation of a GenBank genome assembly. NCBI's taxonomy places the organism in Eukaryota, Fungi, Glomeromycota, Glomeromycetes, Diversisporales, Acaulosporaceae.